AUGAACGGCUACGGAGGCUACAACGCAGCCGCAGGACCGAGCUCGAUGGCUCAAUACGGCCAGCCCGCACCACAACAGCACGCUUACCCCGGCCAGGCAGGCUUACCUCUGCUUCCACAGCUUGCCCAGGCUCACUCGCCCUCUUUCCCCCUGUCCACCCAGCCCGCCAACCUGUCUUACCCGCAGCCUGGCAUGGUACCUCCACCUGGACUGCCACAACAUCCCUAUGGCUAUCCUACCCCGCACCAACAGCACCAGCCGCCGCCGCGUCAACACGCAGGACUCGGCUACGGAUCGCCUGCACAAUCUCAGCCGCAAAGACCGUCGGACAAUCUGCCCAUGCACCCGGCCAUCGCCGCUGCAAAAGCUGCCCAGUCCGCCAAUCCUUCCGGACUGGACCCGCGCACUUGGCUCGGUGACAAGUUCUCACUGUACAUUGGCUCGAUAGCAGACGGCAUCUCUGACUCUACCCUCGAGCAUAUCCUCAAUGCUGCAGGACCACUGUUACAGCUCAGACGAAUCAAAGAUCCAUCGGGCAAGCCCAAGGCGUUUGGCUUUGCAGACUACAUCGACCUGUCAUCCGUCUUGCGCGCCCUUGCCCUCUUCACUGGCCUGAAGCUCUCAGGCAAAGGCGGCAACGGUGAGACGAAAGCGCUCAUGCUCAAAGCAGACACCAAUCUACGCGCCAAAUUAGACAAGUACGAGGCCGAUCUCAAGGCUCAAAAGAAGCAAGAGCUCGAGCACGACAACCUGGAGCGAGCGAGGGAUGCGCUCAAACAUGUACUGGAUCGCUUGAAGGAGGCGGGUGCUCAAGGCGGGCUGCAGUCGACAGAUGGAUCGGGAGACAUAGACCACGCUGCACGACAGGAAGCAGAGAAGCUCCGUCUGCAUAAUCACCUCCGUGAUUUAGGUCCUGAUGAUCUCCCCGAAGAGUCCAGACAAGUCAUCACGAGCGAGAUUGCCUUCUUCCGUCAGAGAGCGGCCAAGAAGGAAUUCGAUCAGAAAACGGCAGAGAUCAAGAAAUUCACGGCUGCUUCUGCUGCGCCAUCCCCCAACGUGCUCAAUAGCGGUCGACCGGCUGCGCACGACUCGCCUCGAUCUGACGGCAGGAGGGACUCGCCUCUGCCGUAUGACAGACGAGAUACGCCGAAAGAUCCCCAAUCGCUAAGCGACAAACCCGUCGCUUUCACGAGCGGCUUGUCAGACGAGGAUCAGGAGCGUAUGCGUAUCGAAGAUGAUCGAAGAGAAGCAGCAGCAGCAUACCGUCAGCGCGAAGCCAGAUGGACAAUGCAUGAGCGCAACAGAGAGGCAGCACUUGCAAAGGAGAAACAACGCGAACGGCAAGCUAUCCUUGACCAGGACCGCGAACAUGCUCAUAUGCGCGAUCGCCUCGCCCACUUUGAUGACGAUCAGGAGUCAGCCAAGGGCAGAGAGCUCUUUCUCACCGACAGAGUUCAUUGGCGUAAACUGAGAAGCGAUAUGCGAGCGCGAGAGCGAGAGCUCGAUGAGAGGGACGCUCGAGCCGAAGCGGAACAGCUCGAGGCAGUCAAGCGCGAUUCAGAGGAUUUCCUGAACAAGCAGGCCGAGAUGUUCAACAGAAUGACAGCAGGUGCGCCCGAAGACUCCGGACCUAUAAAGCUCAACUUUGCCGGUCCUACCAAACCGGACCCUAACGCAAUGGAGAUCGAUACUCCCCAAACGAAGGCGCCGACCAAGCCCAAAGAAUCUGCAUCUGUCCCCCGACUAGCCGCGCCAGCCGUUUUUGACGAUGACGAUGAUGCGACUGCAAAAAAGAAGCGAUCUCUCAUUCCGCUCGACUACAGCGAGAUUGAAGAAGCAGAGACACGCGGCAUGUCUGAAACUCAGAAGAAAGCCUGGCGAACCGAGAAACUCAAGCACAUUGUGAGCACAAUACCUGUCGAGAAAGAACCUCUCUUUGCGAUGCCGAUCAAGUGGUCCUAUGUCGACUCGGCAUUCGUGGAGAAGCUGGGAGCAUUUGUCAUUCGCAAGACUGUUGAGUACCUCGGUGUCGAGGAUGAUGAUCUCGUUUCGGCCGUCGUCGAGCACGUGAAAGCUCACAAGGCUGCACAGGCGCUCACAGACGAAUUCGAGGACAUCCUGGGAGAAGAAGCAGCAGAAUUCGUGAUGAAAAUCUAUCGAUGGAUCAUCCUGGAGACGCUCGCACGCGAAGCUAAGAUUGCCAUCUGA
Messenger RNA from Mixia osmundae IAM 14324, 2208 nucleotides. RefSeq lists its product as uncharacterized. Gene Ontology annotation, molecular function: mRNA binding. The transcript has 6 exons. The coding region runs from base 1 to 2208 and encodes 735 amino acids. The record is from RefSeq and is a predicted model, not a curated record. NCBI's taxonomy places the organism in Eukaryota, Fungi, Basidiomycota, Mixiomycetes, Mixiales, Mixiaceae. Gene Ontology annotation, biological process: mRNA processing. Gene Ontology annotation, cellular component: spliceosomal complex.